Ananas comosus (pineapple) is the source of this 1669-nucleotide messenger RNA. Its product is annotated as actin. The record is from RefSeq and is a predicted model, not a curated record. Gene Ontology annotation, cellular component: cytoplasm. The transcript is spliced from 5 exons. Bases 173 to 1306 code for a protein of 377 amino acids. NCBI's taxonomy places the organism in Eukaryota, Viridiplantae, Streptophyta, Magnoliopsida, Poales, Bromeliaceae.
AAGGGAGAGAGAGAGAGGGAGGAGACGCGCACGCACAAAUAGAGUUCUCUUAAGAGAGAGAGAGAGAGAGAGAGAGAGAGAGAUUGAAGAUCUAGGGUUUCCUCAUCGUCGUCCCACAGCGAUCGCCCUCGCACUUUGGCUCAUCUUCUUCUGAAACAUUGUUCGUUGGGAAAUGGCGGACGGUGAGGAUAUCCAGCCUCUUGUGUGCGACAAUGGGACCGGAAUGGUUAAGGCUGGAUUUGCUGGAGACGAUGCGCCGAGGGCUGUAUUUCCUAGCAUCGUGGGCCGUCCACGUCACACGGGAGUGAUGGUUGGCAUGGGCCAAAAGGAUGCUUAUGUCGGGGACGAGGCUCAAUCGAAGCGUGGUAUUUUGACCCUUAAAUACCCAAUUGAGCACGGCAUCGUCAGCAAUUGGGACGACAUGGAGAAGAUCUGGCACCACACUUUCUAUAAUGAGCUCCGUGUGGCUCCAGAAGAGCACCCUGUUCUUCUCACUGAGGCACCGUUGAAUCCGAAGGCUAACCGUGAAAAGAUGACUCAGAUCAUGUUUGAGACCUUCAAUACUCCGGCUAUGUAUGUUGCUAUUCAGGCUGUUCUUUCUCUUUAUGCCAGUGGCCGUACAACUGGUAUUGUCCUUGACUCUGGUGACGGAGUGAGCCACACUGUGCCAAUAUACGAAGGAUACGCUCUCCCACAUGCGAUCCUCCGCCUUGACCUUGCAGGCCGUGACCUAACUGAUGCCCUGAUGAAGAUUUUGACUGAGCGAGGCUACUCCUUCACCACCACGGCAGAACGUGAGAUUGUCCGCGACGUGAAGGAGAAGCUUGCCUACAUUGCGCUUGACUACGAGCAGGAGCUCGAGAUGUCAAAAACCAGCUCCUCUGUUGAGAAGAGCUAUGAGUUGCCUGACGGGCAAGUGAUCACCAUUGGGGCGGAACGUUUCCGCUGCCCGGAAGUCCUUUUCCAGCCAUCCAUGAUCGGGAUGGAGGCAGCAGGAAUACAUGAGACAACGUACAAUUCGAUCAUGAAAUGCGACGUGGAUAUAAGGAAGGACCUAUAUGGGAAUAUUGUGUUAAGCGGGGGUUCAACAAUGUUUCCAGGCAUCGCUGAUAGGAUGAGCAAGGAGAUCACUGCAUUGGCACCUAGUAGCAUGAAGAUUAAGGUGGUGGCUCCCCCAGAGAGGAAGUACAGUGUAUGGAUCGGAGGAUCCAUCUUGGCAUCCCUCAGCACAUUCCAGCAGAUGUGGAUUGCAAAGGCCGAGUAUGAUGAAUCCGGACCAUCAAUUGUGCACAGGAAAUGCUUCUAAUUCUUCUGCAAUGGAAAGUGAGACUUGAGGUUGGAUCGCUUACAUGCCUGGAGAUGUUGCUUGUUCUCUUUCCUUUCUACAAUCAUUUUGUUCUGCGUGGCGUUGAGAGUGCUGGUCUUCCUCGGCAAAAUAUGCAAUUCCUAAGUGCUCUUAGUGAUGUUUUUGUCUCAUUUACGUAGGGGCAACCAUAAUCCGGCUUUAAUUCGGGCUCUCAGUGUGGCUAUUGCCUAAUAAGAUUACUAUGUUAAUGCUGAUUUUUCCGGCUGAAAAUUGUUUAUCCUACAAAUAAAUAUGCAAUUUGCUUUUGCAUUCACCUAUUGUUUCAGGAAAUAUAUGCUCUGGUAUUCUUCUAUGUUGUCUAAA